Molecule: messenger RNA, 1704 nt
Organism: Aspergillus neoniger CBS 115656
Lineage: Eukaryota; Fungi; Ascomycota; Eurotiomycetes; Eurotiales; Aspergillaceae
Product: putative general amidase
Exons: 6
Coding region: 41-1663 (540 amino acids)
Source: RefSeq, a predicted model, not a curated record
CUCAUAACCUCAGCACUUAUAACCGUCUACGUAGAACACCAUGGCAGUCGAACAGUGGGAGACAAUUGUGCAACAGAAGCAGGCCGACGCAGCCGCAAAGAUCCCCCAGGCAUGGCGGCUACCGGCUGAGUUUACGGAAAAUGUGUCCAAAACAACCCCGACCAAUGUGCUCGAUGUGCCUCGCAAAUGUGGCUUGCUGUCUGCGAAACAAUUGGAAAUUACUGAGAACUAUGACGCCACGGCCAUGCUCGAGCAGAUUCACUCCGGAAAGUAUACCGCCGUUGAAGUCGCCGAGGCGUUUUGCCUUCGGGCGGCCAUCGCACAGCAAGUGACGCGCUGUUUAACAGAAACCUUCUUUGAUCUUGCUUUGGAGCGAGCAAAGGAGCUGGAUGAGUAUUUCCAGUCUACGGGCAAGGUCCGCGGACCGCUGCAUGGUUUGCCCAUCAGUCUUAAGGACUGCUUCAAUGUUGCAGGCGUUCCGAGCACCAUCGGCUUCACUGCCUUCGUCGCACACGGUCCCGUCAAGAACAAUUCUUCCGUCGUCCAGAUUCUUCUGGACUUGGGCGCGGUGCUCUAUGUGAAGACCAAUGUUCCCCAGACAAUGAUGGCUGCCGACUCCCACAACUACGUCUUUGGUCGCACCCUCAAUCCCAACCGAACCAGCCUCAGCGCCGGCGGAUCAUCCGGUGGCGAAGGUGCUCUAAUCGCCAUGCGUGGCUCAAUCCUAGGUGUAGGCACCGACAUUGCAGGUUCCAUCCGAAUUCCCGCAAUCUUCGACGGCACCUUCGCCCUACGCCCAUCCAUCCACCGAAUUCCCUACGGAGGCCAGACAGGCUCCGGGCGUAAAGGUCUCGCAGGCAUCCGACCCUGCGCAGGCCCACUAGCGACCUCAGUGCGCGACCUCGGUCUAUUCAUGAAACUAGUCGUGGGCGCCGAUCCCUGGCAAUACGACUCCUCGACCAUAUUCAGCACCUGGCGAUCCGCACCCCCGAAAGAAACUCUCCGACUCGGCUUCAUCCUCGAAGACCCCCACUUCCCCGUGCACCCUCCCAUUCUCAACACCCUAACCCGCGCAGUCGACGCCCUGAAAGCCGCCGGCCACGAAGUCAUCAACCUAGCCACCCCUUCUCUCAAAGAUGCCCUCCUUCUCGGCUUCCGGACCUUCGCUAUGGACCCGGCACGAACCGCUUUCAGCCACAUCACCAAGAGCGGCGAGCCACGCAUCCCUGCUCUGGCAACUACCGACCUACCGAGUGCUGAUUUGCCAUAUGAAUGGGCCCCACAUACGCUGGAAUCUCUCUAUGAUUUGAGCGUGCAGCGGGAGACGAUGUGUGAGCAGUUCCGACAGCUGAUUGUCCAGAACAAGAUCGACGCAAUCAUUAUGCCAGGAUAUCAGGGUACUGCGGUGGCACAUGACAUGGUGGGAUGGGUGCCAUAUACAGUUUUGGCUAAUGUUUUGGAUUAUCCGGCUACGGUUAUUCCAUACAGAAAGGCGAACAAGGCUGAUGACGCCAAGUAUGUGAGGGACGUGACGUACCGACCUCCGUAUGUUGCAGACGAUGUCGAAGGCGCGCCAUGCUGUGUGCAGCUCAUGGGCAGAACGAUGCAUGAGGAGGAGCUCUUGCGGGAUACUGCGACCAUUGCCAAGGUUUUGGGGAAAUAAAGUGAAAAAUUAGGCAAAGGGUAUAGCAUACCUAGAACUGG